Molecule: messenger RNA, 549 nt
Organism: Prosopis cineraria
Lineage: Eukaryota; Viridiplantae; Streptophyta; Magnoliopsida; Fabales; Fabaceae
Exons: 2
Coding region: 1-549 (182 amino acids)
Source: RefSeq, a predicted model, not a curated record
AUGUAUCAGUUCGGUUUGUUUCAUUCAUCUUUGGUCACUAUCUCGUAUCAACUUCGUCCUUUCUCCUCGCUACAAAAUCAUCAAACACAUCACCAAGUCCCUCCACUCACUCUUUUCAACACUAUCACUUAUGCUUACAUAAACAAAAAGAUCACAAUUAAAGAAUCACUCAUCUUCACCACCACUCUACUUCUGGUCACCUUCUUCUAUUCCAUCACCACUUCAGCCCAGUUGUCACCACUUCAGCCUCAGGCACCAUCGCCUCCCAAAGCUUCACCUGCUGUUCCGGCGACUGUACCAGCGCCUGGAUUCAAUACGGUGCCCUUGGUACCUGCUUCACCAAAUGGUGCUCCGACUCCGGCCAUGACCAAACGUCCCACCAUUGACAUUGUUCAAAUUUUGAGGGAGGCCAAAGAGAUUCCAUGUUCUUGUACGUUUGCUGAAGGCAACAUAGCUCACCAACCAACUCAACUCGCAGCUCAUGACCUCAUGCUCCAGCAGACUGUCGCGAAUCCUUCGGGAGCCUCACAAAUGGUGUGGAAUUUAUAA